CUCCCUCACCCCCAUCCAUGUCUGGCCUUGACCCUCAACCUGUGCCCUCAUUGCGUUCCACUUUGAUACAUGUGGCUAGGGGUUGGCAAGACGACUAUGUGUAAAAAAGUUUACAAGGCACUUCAAGGAAAAGCCAUCCAGGCCCAAGGAUUUUAUACACAGGAGGUCCGCAACAGUCAGACAGGAAGUAGGGUGGGGUUUGAUGUUGUGACUCUGAAUGGGCAACGUGGACCUUUAGCCAGAACAAAGAGCGAUGUUCAGUCUGCAAGGGCACGAGCAUCACCUUCAGUUGGCAAUUAUGUAGUGGAUGUCAAGUCAUUUGAGCAGCUUGCACUUCCAACCAUCAAGACAUGCACUGAAAAUUCCACUAAGAUUACUCCACAUGGCAAGACAGUGGUUAUAGUAGAUGAAAUAGGAAAAAUGGAACUUUUCAGUCAGAGCUUUAUCAGUGCAGUCCGUGAACUGUUUUUAUCUCCACAAGCUACAAUACUGGCCACUGUACCCAUAACAAAACAGCGACCUAUCCCAUUUGUGGAGGAGUUGAAGAACAGGCAAGAUGUGACAUUGAUUGAGGUCACCAAGAAUACGCGAGAUGAAUUGGUUAAUGAUGUGGUACGGCUCCUCGAAGAUUCCCUCGCCAGAACCUAAAUCAAAGGCUGUCCAUCCUUUCAGUGACCUGUAGUAACCCUAUUUUCAGUGGAAUUUCUACACCAGGAUCAGAAUUUGGGUUUCGCUUGGAACACAAUUGAUGCCACUUUAUGGGGUAGAGUAGCCAGCAGAGCAGGCGUGAUUUUGGCGAGCGAGUGCUCAGUAUUUUUUUGGUGAAAUUUUUCGCUGUCAUCUUUUACUUUUUACAGUCGUAGGAUGCCGGGCAGAGAAAGAAAUGAUUUCUAAGGGGGGGUGAACGACGAUCAAGGCAAGGAGAGGGGAGGGGUAGGGUCACGUUCCUUCUCCCACCGUCCACUCUAACUCUAAAUCAAGCAUGGCCGGCUGGAUAAACGAUCUUACAAGCUUGUAUCGCUAACUCGCCUCACAAAGACGCUUACGCCAUUUGCUAACGGAUUGAGCUGAGAUGGCAGAUAUUUUGAGAGGAUUAAUACACAUGUAGUCUUAAGACAAUGAAACUGCUUGAUCAAUCACAAAUUAAGAGACUUUACUGACUCGCUCGAAUCUGAAAUUCAAAAUGCUUUCAAUCAAUUUCAAGAAGACAUGUUACUAUGGAGUUGACUUUCUUACCGUGACGCGAAAGCCACCAACAAUGUGUUGACAUAUUCAAUUAGAUGUGAAUGUCAUUUUGACUCGGUGGUUGUUUAUAUGGUAAGGAAACUUUCGAGUAUAUAAUUUGUUGCAUGAUAAUAUGCAAGAAAAAAAAUUACGCGUUCCUGAUUGGCUGAAAACGAGUGCGCUCUCAUGUAACACUGGGGCAAAGUUGUACCACGCGUGCAAAUUACAAAUAGCGCGUGCGCACGCUUUCAAAAUUUUGUCUGUUUUGACUUCAUGUGAUGUUUUUUCAUGUACAUUAUUGAGAAAUAAUAACAUGAUUUCUCUUGCAAUUUGGUGUAAUAAGCACUUGUAAAUUUUUCAAAGACCGCAAAUGGCACUAGCCCUACGGGCUCGUGCAAUUUUGUUGUCUUCGGAAAAUGUAUAUUAUAUUUAUAUUUACUUUACUUAUACUUAGCGGUGGUCCCCCAUUAUCUUUUGACUCUCUAAAUUUGUUUAUCGCCGACUCUUAAACUCUUACCACCGUUCCUUUUGCUAUCAAGCAGGCGCUCUUGUUUAAGUUUCGCCUUACGGCCCCUUUCCGGACACAAUCGCCAAUCACACCAUCGACAGCCGCUCAUGGAAAAAGUUAUUAAACCUGUAGGGGUAAAUUUUCAAACUUUAUCCUGCAGAUUAUUCAUAACUUUUAAGAUUAACAAUCGGAAUAGACGAAAUAUUUAGUUCUACCAUCUCAAUUUCCACCUCAGUGGUAAAUAGUUUACGCGGCGAAUAAUUUUCUUUACAAAUGUAAAUAACGUAGGGAAGAGUUAUGUGUCGAUCAAUCCAUGGUGGAGGUCGGACCCUGAAUGGCGGAGAUGCAAGUUUGGACUGAAUAUCAUCAAUGUUAAU
Pocillopora verrucosa is the source of this 2109-nucleotide messenger RNA. Its product is annotated as cancer-related nucleoside-triphosphatase. Lineage: Eukaryota; Metazoa; Cnidaria; Anthozoa; Scleractinia; Pocilloporidae. Gene Ontology annotation, molecular function: ATP hydrolysis activity. The record is from RefSeq and is a predicted model, not a curated record.